GGCUCGCGGGAGCUUCAGAGUUACGUGAGGGGCGGAUGACAGAUCGGGUUUCAAAGCCAAAAUUAGCCGCGGACAUGGAGAACGGCGUGGAGGGGGACGAAGCGGUCUGUGUCCUGGGGGGCUUCGCGGACUCUGACAGCGCAGAGAGCCGAGCCCUGAUCGCCGGGCUCUCGGAGUCUCACCUGGUGGACAAGGACAGGGAGAAGGCUACGGAGAGGUUCCUGUUUAUCAUGGACAAGUAUCAGGAGCAGCCCCAUCUUCUGGAUCCACAUUUAGAGUGGAUGCUGAACAUGCUGCUGGAGCAGAUCCGCAGUGAGCAGUCUCCACCUCCACUCGUUCAUUUAGCAUUCAAAUUCCUCUACGUAAUCUCAAAGGUGCGAGGCCAUAAGAUCUUCAUGCAGCUUUUGCCACAUGAGGUCUCGGAUGUCCACCCAGUUCUGGAUCUUCUGAGCCGCCAAAAUCCCAAGGACCAUCAGACAUGGGAGACUCGCUACAUGCUGCUGCUGUGGCUCUCCAUGACCUGUCUCAUACCUUUUGACCUUUCUCGGUUGGAUGGACACCUGACCUCAGAAUCCGGCCAAGCGAGAGAGCCAAUCAUGGACCGCAUCCUUGCUAUUGCAAAGUCAUACCUCACUGUCUGCGACUCAUCUAGGGAUGCUGCAUCUAUACUGGUCUCAAAGUUUCUGACACGUCUGGAUGUGAAACAGAAGCGUUUGGGAGACUUCCUGGACUGGAGCUUGACCAUCAUGUCCCAGACUCAUGAUUUAACCAUGGAGGGGACUGUGAUGUUGGAUGGGGCACUGCAGAGUCUGGCACAGCUCUUUAAGCAUGGGAAACGAGAUGACUUUCUGCUGUAUGCGCCCACCGUGCUGCAGUGUUUGGACAAACGGCGGUUGGCAGAGAGCAACCAAACUGUCCUGCGGAAACUGGGCAUCAAACUGGUUCAGCGUCUGGGCCUGACCCUGCUCAAGCCUCGCCUGGCUAAGUGGAGAUACCAGCGAGGAAGUCGCUCCCUAGCCGCGAACCUGUCUCAGCCCACCAAGGUUACCGAACAGGCGCAAUCCAAGGUAGAGAAUGGUGAUUUGGAGCAGGCCACCCAGGAGGAAGACUAUGACAUUCCUGAGGAAAUUGAGAACGUUAUAGAACAACUCCUGGUUGGACUCAAGGACAAAGAAACCAUUGUUCGUUGGUCAGCAGCCAAAGGGAUUGGCAGAGUGACGGGGAGGCUCCCUGUGGAGCUGGCCGAUGAGGUUGUGGCCUCAGUCCUGGAGUGUUUCAGCUUCCAAGAGACCGACAAUGCGUGGCAUGGGGGCUGCCUGGCCCUGGCUGAGCUCGGUCGGCGGGGGCUGCUGCUGCCCUCACGUCUUCCUGAUGUGGUCCCGCUCAUUCUGAAGGCCCUGAUGUAUGACGAGAAGAGGGGAGCGUGCAGCGUGGGCACCAACGUGCGUGAUUCCGCCUGCUAUGUGUGUUGGGCCUUUGCCCGGGCCUACGAUCCUGUGGAGCUCAAGCCUUUCGUCACACAGAUCGCCAGCGCUCUAGUGAUCACCACUGUGUUCGAUAGGAAUGUGAACUGCCGGAGAGCAGCCUCGGCUGCCUUCCAGGAGAACGUUGGGAGACAGGGGACAUUUCCUCACGGCAUUGACAUCUUGACGUUGGCAGACUACUACGCAGUGGGCAACCUCAGCAACUGCUACCAGAUGAUCAGCGUUUACAUUGCCAGUUUCCCAGAAUAUACCAAGCCCAUGAUUGACCACUUGGUAGCCAUGAAGAUCAACCACUGGGACAAAUCGAUCCGAGAGCUGGCUACCAAAGCACUACACAGCCUCACCCCACAGGCCCCAGAGUACAUGGCAAACAUAGUGCUGCCACAACUGCUGACCAUGGCAACAAAUAUGGACUUGCAUGGUCGACACGGAGCCAUCUUGGCCUGUGCUGAGAUUAUAUAUGCCCUUUACAAACUGGGCUCUCCAACUGACAGGCCAGUGACUGAUUUCCUGUCAGCAGGCUCUGUUGAGGAGCUAAAAUGCAUCCACCAAAAGCUGUUUGAUCGGCAGCAGUACAGGGGUUUUGGAGGGGAGCUGAUGAGGCCAUCAGUCUGUGCUCUCAUUGAGAAGAUGUCACUCUCAAGAAUGCCCUUCCAUAAAGACCCCAUUAUCGUUGGCUGGCAGUGGUUGAUUGACGACAGUUUGAAAAGCCUGCACCUCUUCUCUAGUGGGGCCAGGCAGGGUAUCAAGGAGUCUGCGGUGUCAGCUCUGUCGGCACUGUGUCAGGAGUAUUACCAGGUCAAACCUGAUGUGGCUGAUCCAGACAUGCAGGAACAGCUGGUGACCCAGUACAUCGCAGGACUGAGGAGUCCGGAGGUUCUGACCCGUUGUGGUUGUGCUUUGGCACUGGGUUCACUGCCCCGGUUCAUGAUCCGAAGCAAACUGCAGCAGAUACUGGAAGGCCUCCAAGAAAUAUGCAGAAUCACCCAGAAGGAUGUGACUUUUGCUGAGUCCAGGAAAGAUGCAGCUACAGCUAUAGCACAGGUAUAUGCCACUGCGGGGGUCUCCACACAGGGCUCGCCGGACUCAUUUCUGUGCCUAAACAAUGUCACCAAAGUCUAUGGUGCCUUACUGGACUGCAUGAAUGACUACACCACAGACAGCCGAGGAGACGUAGGGUCCUGGGUUCGAGAGGCCGCCAUGACCAGCCUCAUGGAUGUGACUUUCUUGGUGGUCGCCAGCGACCCAGAGCUCCUCACUCCUGAGCUCUGUGAGCGCAUGAUGUGCUGCCUGGCUCAGCAAGCUGCAGAGAAGAUCGACCGAUGCCGGGCUCACGCAGGGACCAUCUUUCUGGACCUCUUGCACAGCAAAAAUCCUGUAGUACCCCACAUCCCCCACCGCGAGGAGCUGCUGGCCAUCUUUCCUGUCGAUAGGGCAGUGCCCCUGAACUGGAAGGCUCCAUCGGAGGCCUUCCCGCAUAUCACACAACUGCUGCGGCUGCCCCGGUACCAGUACCACACCUUGCUGGGCCUGACCGUGUCUGUGGGAGGACUCACAGCAUCCACGGUUUGUUUCUCCUCCCAGUCGCUGUUUGACUACCUGAAAGGCAUCCAGCAGGACCGGCACAUGCUGGAACAGUUUUCGGCGACAUUACUGCAAAUCUUUCGAGACCACCUGAGCAAUGACAGGGUUUUUAUCCCCCUGUUAAAGAUGUUAGACCAGAUGCUGGCCAGAGGCUGCUUUGAUGGAUUCACCAGCGAGGAGAAUCACAUGUUCUGCAUCGACAUUCUGGCACUCUGCAAAGAGGGGAUAAAGAGGUCAAAGGACGUCGAGAAGCUGCGCUCCAGCAUAGCUGUGUUCUGUGGGCUGAUUCAGUUCCAAGGAGAGGUCAGAAAGAAGGUUCUCUUCCAGCUCCUGCUGCUGCUGUGCCACCCUUACCCUGUGAUAAGGAAGACAACAGCCAGCCAGGUUUAUGAAAUGCUGUUGAUGUAUGAUGAUGUUAUCGACCCUGCUGUGAUGGACGAGGUCAUGACUGAGCUAAGCGAUACUAACUGGGAAGGUGAUUUAACCAUGGUCAGAAGCCACAGGAAUCAGCUCUGUGAUUUGCUGGGAGUACAGAGGCCCACUGUGGUUGCCAAGAGUCCAGUCCAAUAGGUGUUUGACAGGCUGUCCAUCAGGAAUAUUGGGCCGAACAUGAAUCUGAACGGACAUCCCAGUGGCGUCACAAAGUCACCCCUCUGUCUAUUGGUCUGUCUGCCCUUCUGCCUGUUUGUCCCUCUACUUUUAUGUCCCAUUAUGUAAAUACCUGAUUUCCAGAUACCAUGUUCCACUUGCUGAGGUGUCAAUAAAAUGACACAAAAGACAA
Molecule: messenger RNA, 3849 nt
Organism: Scleropages formosus (Asian bonytongue)
Lineage: Eukaryota; Metazoa; Chordata; Actinopteri; Osteoglossiformes; Osteoglossidae
Gene: tbcd
Product: tubulin folding cofactor D
Exons: 39
Coding region: 36-3638 (1200 amino acids)
Biological process (GO): post-chaperonin tubulin folding pathway; bicellular tight junction assembly; adherens junction assembly
Cellular component (GO): lateral plasma membrane
Molecular function (GO): GTPase activator activity; beta-tubulin binding
Source: RefSeq, a predicted model, not a curated record